UUCCAUCUUAUUAAUGUUUGCGAUCUCCCACCAUAUACGUCUACAAUUGUGUGGUGGUGCCUUUGAAUUGUCGUGGCUUGUCGCACGUUAUGCAGAUGCAGGUAUCAGAAACAACAGGCAAUGCGAGCUGCUGCAGCAUCAGGCGCGAGCAGACCAGUGCUUUUACGAUGCAGUCAUGCUGUUGUAGCAGGAAACCGCUUCAAGAAGCCUGCUACUCGAAUGCAUUUGCUCCGUGUGAAUAGUUUAUAUUCCAAGACUUUAGGAUAAAUUUAAAAUGAAGUUAAAUCAUUAAGACGCCCAGGUUCGCCGGCUCCAUCUCCGACUUGUCUGAUGACUCCAACAUGUACAGUAAAGCUGAACGGCAGGCUGUCUUCAUUCAACUAGUGUGACCGCUCUGGUCUGUGCGCUCACACACACGGAGCGGAGUCUCUGAGGCAGCGGAGCGUCGCGCUGUCCUUUAACUUCGGAUUCAGGACUUCUAUCACUAAAACUGCGGGCGACUCGCGGCCACCUUCUUCGUUUCCAGCGCUAACGCUACUGAGUGUUUGCUCUUUCUCCGCCAGCGACUGUUGGAUAUCUGCAAAUUGAGGAGCGUCUGGAGCGCACAGUGCGGGUCUGUCCUAAAGAUGGAGACUUUGGACAGCAUGAGUGAAGAAGGGAUCGACGUGGAGGGCUCCGCCUCGCGUGUGGCCCUCAUCAACUCCAGUGUGAAUGCGGUGGUCAACGUCACCAACGUGACCUUCUUCCCGUACUAUCAGCACUCGCUGUGUGUGGCUGCCAGCUACUUCUUAGCCUACUUCUUCAUCUUCUUGCUGUGCAUGGUGGGCAACAUCCUGGUGUGUCUAAUUGUGCUGGAGAACCGUCGCAUGCGCACGGUCACCAACCUCUUCAUCCUCAACCUGGCCAUCAGUGACCUACUCGUGGGCAUUUUCUGCAUUCCCACAACACUUGUGGACAACCUCAUCACAGGUUGGCCCUUCUCCAACAUGGUGUGCAAGAUGAGUGGCUUUGUGCAGGGGGUGUCUGUGUCGGCGUCGGUCUUUACCCUGGUGGCGAUUGCAGUCGAAAGGUUUCGUUGCAUAGUUUACCCUCUGCAACCAAGACCAAGUGUACUCGUUGCUAAGGCAGCCAUCGUGUUAAUCUGGGUGGUGGCGGUGCUGAUAAUGUGUCCCGCUGCCAUCGCACUGACUGUGGAGAUCGUCCCUUUCCACUACAUGGUGUACAAUAAUGACUUCAACCACACGCUCCCUCUAUACACCUGUUAUGAGAACUUUGCCAAUCCUGAGAUGAGAAAGAUCUACACAGCAGUCCUGUUUGCUCACAUCUACCUUGCACCUCUCACUGUCAUCACCCUGAUGUAUGGAAGCAUUGGGGUCAAACUGUGCUCCUCUGUGGUUGCAAACAGAGAGCCACAGCUGGCCAAUGCGACAGUCCAGGUGGGGGGCAGGAGGGGGGGUCAACCGAUGAUCUCCCAGAAGAAGAUCAAGGUGAUAAAGAUGCUCAUCAUAGUAGCUUUGCUUUUCAUGCUGUCCUGGUUGCCACUCUGGACCCUCCUGAUGAUGACAGACUACACAGGUCUGGACAGUGACCAAAUGGAUCUUCUGACUGGCUACAUUUUCCCUUUUGCCCACUGGCUGGCUUUCUCCAACUCCGGCGUUAACCCCAUUAUCUACGGCUACUACAACGAGAACUUCAAGCGGGGCUUUCAGGCAGUGUGCAAAUCCAGGCCCUUCUGUUGCCUUGUGCGGUGUCAGCUGUGGAGGAGGAUGGCCAGGUGGGGCAGGAAAAGAAGGCCUGCGCAAGCAGCUUGUGAAAGUACGGACCUAAAAGACGGCUCCAGCAAUCACAACCACUUCAUGCUGGGGUUGAGAAACAGAGUCCACAACGAAAACAAGGUGAGCGACUCAGCGGAGGAAAACAAAAGCGCCAGGGCAGGUUGCGCGCUGGUCCACUCGGAGAGGAGUCCUUCAAAUCGAGGCAUAGAAAUGGCAACCGUGCAUCCAAAGGGGACUAGCAGCGAAGAAUCAGAGAGGGUUAGUUCACUGGCAGUUUCGGUUUACCAGGCGUGGGAUAAUUAGGGCAAACUUGUACCCAGGCCUUACACAAACCAAGCCAUACAGUAAUACAUGAAGGUCCCAAGGAUAAUGUUAGGGUAGACAUGGAGAUGGAGUCUGUUAGUGAUGAUCCUGAUGAUGCUGAUCAGAAAGAGAACCAAUGACACCACUGGACCAGCCUUCAAGCACGUGUCUCUUACACAGUUUAAGAUUUAAAAUAUUUUGAUGAUGAACGACGACAGCCACGAAGUCUAUAGCAAGAGGACUUACUGUACAGUCUUUUCCCUACAUGCAGAUGCGGUGGAUAUUUGUUGUUAUUUAACAGAAAAACUAUGCAUGAAGUAUUGUAAAGAAAUGCUAAACAUUAUCAUUUAAAUACAUAACCGAUCAGUUCGUUUUUCAUGACUCGUCCUCUUUGAAAGAAAACAUAGGGCAUAAAGCAGACAGAUUCUAGACAAUCACCGUAAACCCACUAACAUGGUACAGCACAAGACCAGAAGGCAUGUUACUAUUACUGUACAUAAAAUAGUAUCAGUAAAAACAAUCUUCAUCAAACAGUGGUGCCCUAUGAACAGACAGUGGUCCUACUAGGACCUACAGCCAGGGCCAGCUCUUAUAAUGGUAUAGCACAAAUCACACUCCAAAUAGAGCACAGAAGCCAACUUUGAAUCUGUACUGUAUGUUCACUGUGCGCUAAGAGCUUCAGGUGUCAGAAUGCGCCCAACCUCAAACCCCCCAGUGCACUGGACCAUGGCACGAGGUGCCUCUCAUUAAGUCUGAUCUCUGGGGGAAUCGCUAUGAAGAGUGGUCAAGUCAAGACAACCUUUCAAAGGCAGAAGCCUGUGAAGUACCACGAGCCUUUGUACAGUAUGUGUGUUAUUCAAGUCAGUGCUCUAUGUUCUGAUCCAACUAGUGCAUUUACGAAUGCUCUGGCAUUUUCUUGCUGUUGUGUGUUUUGUUUGAGCGAGUUACAUCAGCUUGAUAUGGCCCAGACUCUACUAUAGUAGUAACGUUUAUGCUGAAUAAUUUACAGCUUGGAACAAAGACUUCAAUGAAGACUUUCAAGUUAAAUUAAAAUGUGUCUGAAAACAAGGAAAGGAAAAAAAAAACAUCCAUUGCAUCCAUCCAUCCAUCCAUCCAUCCAUUCAUCCAUCCAUCUAUUCAUCCAUCCAUCCCUUCACACCUGGAGGUUGGUUUUACUGUAGCUGCUUUUAGAAGCUGCUUGUUUAUGUUCUUAGGGUUAGUUCCCCAUGAAAUGGAAACAUCCAAAAAAAGUAGUAAUCAUACGGUAGAUUACCUCAAAUGAUGUUAUCACACUCAUCCCUUCUGUUGGACUAUUCUGCCUUUAUCUGCAUGACAAGCUGCAGUUAAGACUUACUGUAGAAAAUUAUUGAAAAUUUAUAUUAAUUACUUAUGUGAAACAAUUGUAAACGUAGAAGAUGUUGUACAAAUAUAAACUUAGCAUUUAGAAAAGAAUUUGCUGUUUUACAUCAACAUGACCACGGUUAAGGAGCAAAAUGCAGGUUGCAGAAGCAGCUUUUUAUGACACACGAACCGGAAAGAUAUUUUUAGAAAUGAACUAUGCUUAGGUUGUCAGACUGAAGGCUGACAGGUGUCUUUAUGUCUAGAGUAGAACAAGAAGAGCUGAGACAGAAGUUCUGAAUUACAUCUUCACAGUGGUCAGUACCAGAAAUGAUGAGACACACUUUCACGAACAUAUCAAGGUCUGGACAUUGUUGUCAAUGUUGUUUUUAAGCCCGUGUAGCCUCCCAGAAUCUGACACUGGUGGUCAUAACUGAUCUCGCUGUUGCUCUGGCAACUAUUAAUUUUCCAAUCCUCCCAGGAGUGUGCUCACUUGAAAAGAAUGGAGCUUUAUCAGCAGAUCAAAAGCAGAACAAAAAUACACAAUAACAUAACACAAUUGUGUUGGAGACAGUUUAUUGACGUGUAUAUGUAUAAGUCACAUGUAGAAAACUGUGCAUAAUUGAUUUAUCUCAUUGGAAUAAAACCACUUGCACCAUCCAACAUUGGUUUAUUGCGGAAAAACUGAGAACAUGACAGUGAAUUUAAGUGUCAUCUAUGCGCCAUUAUUUCUAACCAGCCAAAUAUCAUGAUUAAAAAUAAAACAAAUUACAUAGAUUAUGUAAUUUGUGUAUAUAAUAUGUGUAUAUUUACAUACAUAUACAUGUAUAUAUGUAAACUGAAAGACCACGCCACUAAUCUUACAUUAUGAUACCAGCUCAGUACACUCCCAUUAGCUAUAAGGGUUUGUUUCCUCAUACUGUAUAAGAACUGAACAUCAAUGCAACAUUCGAAAAGUGGAGGCAGAUUUACUAUUACUCUGGAUUGAUGUGAUUGUAAAUAUAAUAAUUAACUAUUUAGUUAAUUUAUGCAUCCAAAAUAUAACUACAAACAUAUCACCCUGGUAACAUUUCCAUGGUAUAUAAUUGGCUUAUUUUUAAAGAUGAGUAUUUUAGCUUUAGCUUUAGCAAGUUUUUGGAUGAUUCUGGUUGAAUGAAUGACAGAUUGUCAUAAUUCUAACAAACUCAAAAUUCCUCUUAAAGAGAAGACAAUGAAAGCAACUAGAGAAUUGAUUUGGUUGAUUAAACCAAGGCCUGAGGCUCUGCUACUGAUUAAUAAUUCACAAUUAGGAAGCACGUUCACCUAACAAUAUUCCUGGAAAUAUGAGGAUUAUGGUUUGUUUGUAGUGCUUUCCCAGCUAACACCUAAUUCACUUAACAUUUCCCAGGGUCUCUCAGCGCGUAUUAUAGUACAUUAUAUCACUUCAAUCAUAGUACUAUAAUAAAGAUUGUAGCUAAAACUUAAAUUAAGAUUCACGGUUGUUUGCACUGCUGACAUUGAAACAGAGCAUUUAACAGAAUACGGUUGUGCUUGUAGACCAGCUGGUUAACUGCUGUUAACUAGUGGUAAAUUAUUUUUGCUGCUUUCUCACUGAUGAGAGAAUUAAUGUAUUUUACAAGAAAAAUAAACAAAUAUAAACCUAAUUUAUACUGUAUAAAAUAGAAAAAGUAACAACAAAAGAUUUGAAGGUUUGUUUGUAAUACUUGCUGCUCUUGUGUGUGACUCUUUGUUCUUGUUUUUUUUUUUUUUUGCGCUAAGCACACAACGCUAUUGUGUAAAUUGAAUGUGCUCCUGGGUUGUGAGCUUGUCAACAUGCAGAUCAGUGGUGGUAUUGUAUCUUUCUGCACCAGGAGUGGGUACUUCACUAUUUUAUGUCCCGUUAAGUACAGUAAGUGAGCUUGUUGUUUACAUAUGCAGUGCACCUAUAUGAAUGUAUUUUAUAAAUGCAUUAGAAGCGCUCGGACAAAACGUCAUGAACAAUGUCAGUGUGUUGCACAGUGAAACGUAAUGUUUGUUGUUAUGGUCUAAUUCAUUUGAACUACUGACAUCUGAAGACAGUGCUCAGCAUUUAAUGUUUUAGUGUAUUUUUGCAGUGUUGCGUUUUGACGCCUCAGGAGAAUCACAACUGCCGACAGCUGUAUGUGAUCUGUUUAUUACACAACCAUUUAUAUUUUCUCAUGUCGUGUAACUGACAGUAAUACAGUGUUGCUGUUCCUAUUCACAUAAUAAGGUAUUAUAUUUUUGCACUCGAGAUUUUUAAUGAAUAUUUGUCUAUGGAUUUUAAACCAGUUAUGGAAGAAAAAUAUAGGAAACUGUUUUGGGUUCAACUGUAAAAUAAGGUGGUUUAUUUUUUCAGUGUACCCAUUACACAUCAUUAAUUUGAUUCUAGGGUGGAUACUUUUCCCCAAAAAGUUGGACCCUUUAGAUUUUAAUAAAAAAUAAUCACAAGUGCUCUGAAAAUUAAACCUAUAUGAGGCAUCACAAUAUAUGAGAUUCUGUACUUACCCCAAUAGGGGUAAAAAAAAAGUUUUUUUUUCAUGAAAAGGGUUAAAUAAUAUCCAAUUCUUUUGAGAAAUUGUACAAAAUCUCUGUUCAUGCUUAAUUGUGUCUGUUUCAUUUUCGGUAUAACUGUUUGCUCUUUGUUAUGUGAUGCUAAAAUAAUAAAUUGUUAUUUAUUUAGA
Molecule: messenger RNA, 6097 nt
Organism: Betta splendens (Siamese fighting fish)
Lineage: Eukaryota; Metazoa; Chordata; Actinopteri; Anabantiformes; Osphronemidae
Gene: npffr1l2
Product: neuropeptide FF receptor 1 like 2
Exons: 4
Coding region: 627-2078 (483 amino acids)
Biological process (GO): G protein-coupled receptor signaling pathway
Cellular component (GO): membrane
Molecular function (GO): neuropeptide receptor activity; peptide binding
Source: RefSeq, a predicted model, not a curated record